AUGUCAGAAAUCAACCUAGGCGUGACGUGCGAUAUGCACGUUCAUUUAAGGGAUGGUGCUAUGUGUCAACUGAUUACUCCUACCGUAAGACAAGGUGGUAUAUCUGUUGCCUAUAUCAUGCCUAAUUUGCAACCUCCCAUCACAACCAUCGAGAGAGUGGUUGAUUAUAAAAAGCAACUGCAGGCUUUAGCACCCCAAACCACCUUUUUAAUGAGCUUCUAUUUAUCAAAAGAUUUGACACCAGAACUAAUUCACGAAGCUGCAUCGAUAGGCGCCAUCGAUGGUGUUAAAUGCUACCCAGCCGGCGUGACAACCAAUUCCUCUUCCGGUGUUGAUCCAAAUGAUUUCAGCGCGUUUUACCCGAUUUUUAAUGCAAUGGAGCAGGAAGGACUUGUUUUAAAUUUACAUGGCGAGAAGCCUUCUACAGGUGAAAAUGGUAAUGAUAUUCAUGUUCUAAAUGCAGAAGAAUCCUUUCUACCAGCGCUAAAAAAACUGCACCAGGAUUUCCCAAAUUUGAAGAUUAUUUUGGAACAUUGCACUACUGCUGCUGCGAUUGAAACGAUAGAAAUGAUAAAUAAAGGAAUCACUGAUCCGGCAAAGAUCAAGGUUGCUGCUACAAUAACAGCACACCACCUGUAUUUAACCAUUGAUGACUGGGCAGGAAAUCCUAUAAACUUUUGCAAGCCUGUUGCUAAAUUACCAAAGGACAAAAGGGCGUUGGUGUCUGCUGCAAUUUCAGGAAAGCCAUAUUUUUUCUUUGGCUCUGAUUCUGCCCCACACCCGCUUUCCAACAAAGCCAGGCACAUUAACGUCUGUGCAGGUGUUUACUCGCAGUCUUUGGCAAUUCCAUACUUGGCACAAGUUUUUGAAGAGCAAGACUCCAUUGAUAAAUUGAAAGGUUUCGUAUCAGAUUUUGGUCUUCAGUUCUAUGGUGUCAAGAAAGAAGAUUUAAAGAGUCUUGACGAAGCAAUCAUAUUCAAGAGAAAGCAGGUUGUGCCAAAUAGUAUUUCAGAUGGGGAAGGUAUAAUAGUAGCUCCCUUUAAAGCAGGUGACAAACUUGAUUGGUCUGUAAAGUGGGCAAGCAAAUAA
Molecule: messenger RNA, 1089 nt
Organism: Lachancea fermentati
Lineage: Eukaryota; Fungi; Ascomycota; Saccharomycetes; Saccharomycetales; Saccharomycetaceae
Source: the annotation of a GenBank genome assembly